This is a messenger RNA of Closterium sp. NIES-65, 1374 nucleotides long. The record is from the annotation of a GenBank genome assembly. Lineage: Eukaryota; Viridiplantae; Streptophyta; Zygnematophyceae; Desmidiales; Closteriaceae.
AUGGCUACCCCCAGUGUCCUUACUUUUGAUGCUGAGGGCCGUGCCGUUGACUUUGAGGUCUGGGUCGAUAACCUCCAGCUGUUUCUACAGAGCGAUAGGGCAGACGGACUCUCUCUGUUCGAUCUCACCUCUGGUGUCUCUCCUGCCCCGCCUGCUACUGCUGACAGCACUGUUCGCUCACAGUGGGCCACACGCGAUGCUGCUGCUCGCCUUGCUGUGCGUCGCCAUUUACCGACCACUGAGCGUGCACACUUUAGCCAAUACAAGAGUGCUCAGACCUUGGGUGUUUCCCCCUCCCCCCUCUUGCCCUCUGUUGCUUCUGCUGCUGCGGCCGACCCCGUUGGUUUCGAGUCGGUCGGCGCUGCGUCUGCCCCUAGCGGGAGACGCCGCACUGGCAAGGGCAAAGGGGGCAAGGGCGCUGGAGGGGCUGGCGGGGGCGGUGGAGGUGGUGGUGGAGGCAGUGGAGGGGGUGGGGGUGGUGGUAGGAGUGGUGGCGGGGGUGGCGGCGGAGGCGGCAGUAGUGGAGGCGGAGGAGGCGGCGGUGGUGGCGGAGGGAGCGGAGGCGGCGGAGGUGGCGGAGGAGGCGGAGGUGGAGGAGGCGGCGGAGGCGGCGGCGGCGGCAGUGCUGGAGCGGGUCGCGACUCUGCGCAGAGGAGUGGCUCAGGUGGUGGUCCGCGCCAGCCGCAGCGGAGUGGUGUAACCCUGUCCCCUCAGCAGCUUCGUGAGUGGUACGCAGCGCGUCAGCGCGGUGGGGGUACUGGUCCCUGCACUUACGUCCUCCGUACUGGCGACCGAGCUGGUGAGCAGUGCGGGGGCCCGCACUCCACUCAGCGCUGCUUCGGUCGCCUGACGGACGCGUGGCGUCGCCAGUUCCUUGAGGCGUCAGAGAUCCCUCGCUUGGGAGAUCUGUCUAGGGCGGGGGUUGCCAUCUUUGAUCUUGACUAUGAUGCUAUCCUUGCUGCCAUGUAUUCUGUGACUACUAGUGUUGAGGGUGACUGUUACCUGUGUGUACCGCCUGACCCGGGCAUUGAGGCCACUGCUCUAGGUGCUGGUGAGGCUGCUGCUCUAGGUGCUAGUGCGUCUGCUACCCCAGGUGCUAGUGCGUCUGCUGCCCCAGGUGCUGGUGAGUCUGCUCUCUCAGGUACUACGUCGGCUCAGGCCUUACACACCUUCACCCUUGACUCGGGGUCAUCCUGCUUCUUCUAUCAAGACCGCACCACUCUUACGCCGCUCAGUCGGCCGGUUGCAGUCUCCCUGACGGACCCCUCUGGGGGUCCUGUCCUUGCUAGCUUCUCCAUUGUCUUACCGUGCCCGGCAGCCCCCUCUGGCACCCUGUCAGGUCUCUACUCCCCUCGUUCUCUACGAACUUGGUGA